CAGCGGAGUGCUGACCCGGGGGUUGAAGGGUGCUGCUGUACCGGCAAUAGUGUCUGUGCUGCCACUGCGCCAUGGCUGUUUGUGCGAGGCUGUUAGAAUGGAUUUUCUUUUUCUAUUUCUUCUCACACAUCCCUAUCACCCUGCUGGUGGAUCUGCAAGCCGUCCUGCCCCCCAGCCUCUACCCACAGGAGUUGCUGGACCUGAUGAAGUGGUACACCGUCGCCUUUAAAGACCACCUGAUGGCCAACCCGCCUCCUUGGUUCAAGAGCUUUGUGUACUGUGAAGCCAUCUUGCAGCUCCCCUUCUUCCCCGUGGCCGCUUACGCUUUCUUUAAAGGCGGCUGCAAGUGGAUCAGGAUUCCUGCCAUUGUCUACUCGGCUCACGUGGCCACCACCGUCAUCGCUAUUAUUGGGCACAUUCUCUUUGGAGAGUUCCCCAAGUCGGAUGUGAUUGCACCCCUCACCCAAAAGGACCGGCUGACCCUGGUGUCCAUCUACGCCCCCUACCUGCUGGUGCCCGUGCUUCUGCUGCUCACUAUGCUGUUCAGCCCACGAUACCGGCAAGAGGAGAAACGGAAGCGGAAGUGAAGGCCUCGGCUAUAUCCCCGGGAUCAGUGAGAGACUGACAGAUCUUGCCAUUCCACACAAUUUUUGUGCCAUUUUUAAUUUCCGUUAUAAUUGUAUCAGUUGUUUUAAUUUUGCUUCCACCCCUCCUAAUUCAAGGGCCAAAAUACCCUAUAAACAGAAAGUUUAAAUUUUCAGACCCAUAACCAUUAUGUCUUAAUAGUUGUAGUUCAUCUUCAUUUGUUGCUAUUGGCAGCCUCUAUAACUAGCCACAGUUGGCAGAAAAUUGACUUUGUGAGAAGAUUAUUGUUAACAUGUACAGGUAUUGGGAUCCCUUAUCCGGAAACCUGUUAUCCAGAAAGUUCCGAAUUACUGAAAGGCCAUCUCCCAUAGACUCCAUUAUAAGCAAAUAAUUCUAAUUUUUAAAAAUGAUUUCCUUUUUCUCUGUGAUAAUAAAACAGUACCUUGUACUCCAUUUUGCCUCCAUUGGAGGCAAACCAACCCUAUUGGGUUUAUUCAAUAUUAAAAUGAUUUUUAGUAGACUUAAGUUAUGGAGAUCCAAAUUAUGGAAAGAUCCCUUAUCCGGAAAACCCCCGGUCCCAAACAUUCUGGAUAACCGGUCCCAUACCUGUAUUUAUAACAUGCCAGCAUGUCAGCCUUGCACAGCAAAUGGGUGCAUACAUUAAACAUACAAAAACAACCAAUGCAAGAGGCAAAGAGAGCCUUGCCCAAAAGCAAGCAAUCUAAAAAAUAAAAAUCUUGUGAUGUUAGAGUCCUCCUAAAGUUUCUCUGGUCAGUUCUAAGCGGAACAUCACAAGAUUCUUCUCCUCUCACUAAAUUCAUUUUCUGCCGAUUGGGUUCAGUUUGCUAAAAAGGUGGUGCUGCUCUUUGCAAUCUUUUAUAAUUAUUAUAUCUGGACCAGAUAUAAUGGACCAAAAACUGGGUGCUUUUAUUAUUGUUGCCUAUGCAAGCACUGGUGGAACUGCACUGUCUAUUGGUUCCUUAAUUAUAUUAAGGAAUACAAGCUUAGCCAUUUGUGUUGUGCACCAAACAGUAACUCUUUGCAUUUAAGGUGAAGACACACGGAGCUACUAGUAGCAGCUACUUUUUCACAGCUACUAAACGCCAAAUAAUACCCUGCCAUAGACAGUACUGAGAAUUGCCUCUGCUAAAACACACAUAGAGACAAUUAUCAGUAAAUGAUCAGUAUUGUCUAUUUAAGUAGCCACAACAAGUUGCUGCUACUAGUAGCUCUGUGUGUCUUUAGCCUUAUAAAUGUUAGUGGGAGCAGCCAUCCUGCUUGCCUUGGAUCAAGCCUUCUCCAGCCGGUAGAAAACCUUUGUUUAACCACUAGAUGGCACUGUAUUGUCACAAUUUCCACAAUGUUUAACACUGUGCAUCCUGCAAUGCACCGUAUGUGUGACUAUAAAGGGGACCAUUAUCUUUAUACUGUCAGAUGGUUCUUGGGCUUAAAAUGUUUCUUAAAAUAAUCAUCCCAGUCUUUUUAAAUCAAUGGAAAUGUAAAAUGUUGUAAUCGAUUUCAUGUAAAAUGGGAUAUUAUUAGUUUUUAUACUAACAUCAGGUGACUCUUCCCUGCUCACUAACUUCAUUUCAGGAGCAGAGCAAUAUCACCACUUUCCUUUUCUCACCAACUUCGUUUUCUGCUUACUGGCCAGUUGGCCGAAAUGAUAAAAGUUGGAGAGCUGCUGAACCAAAAGCUAAAUAAUUCAAGAACAGCUAAUUAU
This is a messenger RNA of Xenopus tropicalis (tropical clawed frog), 2308 nucleotides long. RefSeq names its product transmembrane protein 97 (gene tmem97). The record is from RefSeq and is marked provisional. Lineage: Eukaryota; Metazoa; Chordata; Amphibia; Anura; Pipidae. Gene Ontology annotation, cellular component: rough endoplasmic reticulum membrane; nuclear membrane.